Messenger RNA from Aspergillus thermomutatus, 972 nucleotides. RefSeq lists its product as uncharacterized. NCBI's taxonomy places the organism in Eukaryota, Fungi, Ascomycota, Eurotiomycetes, Eurotiales, Aspergillaceae. The transcript has 4 exons. The coding region runs from base 1 to 972 and encodes 323 amino acids. The record is from RefSeq and is a predicted model, not a curated record.
AUGAGCGACUUCAAAUUCAACGGCCAGAAGCCUGACGCGGAUCUCAUUGCGUCCAUCGUCAAAUUGCUGGACGCCCACGGCAUCCCCAAUGUCAUGUGGGGCGCUUACGCCUUGAUACGGUACGGGGCGCCUCUUGUCAUCGAGGAUUUUACCUUUGUUAUCCCUGAUCAACACAUCGACAGAGCGCGCGAGGUCCUCCUCGCAGCCAACUUCCCCCCCUGCCCCAAAGGGGAUGACUGCCCCCUCAUCCAGCCGAAUAUCGACCUCCCGCAUCCCUACGCGCACUUCGACCUCGACGAUUACGGCCCACCCAGACAUUGGCAUUGCUCCCGCUUGGAGCUGCACAAAAAGUCUCGACUGCUGUGGACAUUGCCGGACAUCCCGCUAGGCGCGCCCGCCCCGGAUGAUCCCAACUACAUGCUAGUCACCGAUGAUCGGCUCGAAGAGUACGACCCACGAAUGCAUAUCGGCCGAGUGCCAUAUACUCACUACCCCGUCAAAAUACCUACGCUUGUGCGCUACGCAGAGUCGUUGGCCUACUUGUAUCUUCGCGAUAAGAGUUCUGAAAUGUCCCUGUUCCCAGGGAUCUUUGUGGAGAGAGCACAGCCAAUAUGCUUCACUGGCGAUCCCGAGAAUUUAAUACAGGUGGACAUCAUCCCGCCGCACUUGCCACCCUACCUUCCCGCUCACGCGGUGACCCUGGGGAGCGUGAACCCGAACCAUCUUCAUUUUCUUGCCCCGCUGGACCUCCUCGUUUACAAAAUCCACUGCUGCAGCAUGCGGCCCUCGUCGGAUAAGCGAAGGCAGGAUGCGCGGGACGCGCAAAAGCUAGUCAAUAUUCUGUCUGGGCAGGGGGGCAUUGCCCUUGAUAACUCGCAGCUACAGGCUGUCUUGUCCGGUUUGGAUGGAAUGUUGGAGUAUUCUGGGGAGACAAGAGAGUGGUGGGAAUCUGCCCUCGGGCUGAGCGGCUGA